Aureococcus anophagefferens is the source of this 294-nucleotide messenger RNA. RefSeq lists its product as hypothetical. Lineage: Eukaryota; Pelagophyceae; Pelagomonadales; Pelagomonadaceae. The annotation marks the transcript as partial. The record is from RefSeq and is a predicted model, not a curated record. Gene Ontology annotation, cellular component: cytosolic small ribosomal subunit. Gene Ontology annotation, molecular function: RNA binding; structural constituent of ribosome. The transcript has a single exon.
AUGUUCAUCCCGAAGAAGAACCGCCUCGAGGUCUACUCGUACCUGUUCAAGGAGGGCGUCCUCGUCGCCAAGAAGGACAACUUCAAGCCCAAGCACGACGAGAUCGACGUGCCCAACCUCGAGGUCAUGAACCUCAUGAAGUCGCUCAAGUCCCGCGGCUACGUCCGCGAGACGUUCAACUGGCAGUACUACUACUGGUACCUGACCAACGAGGGCAUCGAGUACCUCCGCGAGUACCUCCACCUCCCCGCCGAGAUCGUCCCCGCGACGCUCAAGAAGGCGUCGGCCCGCCCC